ACAAGCCAACAUUAAAUUAAACUAAAUUAAAUUAAGUUGCUUAAUUGUAUCCUGCUCCUUACCUUAAAUAAGCAGUCAACUUCGCCCACUUCCACUUGAAACAAGCAUCUUCCUCUCUCGAUCCCCUCUACUAGAUACUUCGAAUAGCCAAUUGAACACAGAAACCACCUUGAAUACUAAAGAAAAGUCAUCUACCAUCUGCGAUGAAAGACCACUCUCAACCCAAACAGCGUUCGCCAAGUGGAUCGAGGAUCAAAGAAUCCAUCAAUGGUCUCGUCCAUCGAGUCAAGGAAGUCAUCAGUCCACCACCAUCAGAGACCAGCUUCCCCAAUUCAUCCCAUCGGGGUCGAUCGCCAGAUAGGAAGGAGUGUCGGACAGCCUCGACCGGUCGCGGUGGGGCAGGCAAUAUGGUCUCCUCUAAAAGUCGCGAAGGCGCAAAGAUCUCGAACAAACAGGACGAAGAGGUCGGCGAACGCUUCAUCAAAAAACAUGCUGACUUGCCCCGCUCGCAUGGGCGUGGAGGCGCGGGUAAUAUCCGGAGUCGAAGUCGGGAUCUUAAAACGAGAGUUGAAGAACAAAGUCGGAUCAAAGAGUUGGAAGAAGAAGAGAAAGCUAUCGAAGCCUUGUACGACGAUCGUCAUAAACUCGAUACCGUUCAUGUUGGCAGAGGCGGGGCUGGUAACAUGAUCCAUUAAUGUCCCUUCGAUCUAAAGAUGCAAACAGAAACGCUAAAACGGUGCAUCAAAGCAUCCGCUUUCUCCAAAUCCCCAUAAAUCAUUUUUCUCUCUCACCAUUCCAAAAACACAAGAAAACCAAUUUUCUUUUCUUUCGGUCGAAGAAAGCAGAAGAAGCAAAAAACCGAAAGACCAAGAUGAUCUGAAUCCGAAGACUUUCUUGAAUCCAGAAUUUCCGUAUUUUAUUAUUUUUCUUUCUUCUUCGAUUAACGGACUUUUCUAACCAACCUCAACACACACACACACAAAAUCAAAUCAAGCAUUGAAAUGAGAUCAAAUCGACACUCAAAAGAAAAAAGAAAGAUGCAUCACCAUUUAAGAAUGAAACAAGAGAGAAAAACAAAUGGCCAACUCAAGAUGAUUGAAAUGAAGCCUUAUACUAAUCACAUCAUGUGUUUUUUCAGUCCUUCCUUCCUUCCCUCCUUCAUUUCUUAAUGCCUUUCUUUUCUUUUUGAUUUUUUUUGUAGUAGUAGUUGUGCUUUCUUCUUUACUUCAUCGUUCAUCUAGUUGGUCGGUCGGUCGGUCCUUGUCGAGACCAUUCUCUUUCUCCCUCUCUCACACAUUUUCCUAAUCUCAUCCUAUCUUAUAUAUCUGUAUGAUUAUGAGUUUCUCUUUUUAAGUUAUUGUGUCUCUUUCUUUCUCUAUCUCUAUCUAUCUAUUCCAAAAAAUGUUAUAUUUAUAUAAUACAAGGCUUUUAUUUAUCUUUUUUUUGGUUCGGAUGAGUUUUCUGAAUAGACAGUUUUCCAUCUCAGCACUGCUUCACUCCAGCCUUGUUUGCAAAACACAUGAUCUCAUCCUGACCGAUGGAUGUGUAAGUAGUGAA
Messenger RNA from Puccinia graminis f. sp. tritici CRL 75-36-700-3, 1557 nucleotides. RefSeq lists its product as uncharacterized. Lineage: Eukaryota; Fungi; Basidiomycota; Pucciniomycetes; Pucciniales; Pucciniaceae. The coding region runs from base 204 to 695 and encodes 163 amino acids. The record is from RefSeq and is a predicted model, not a curated record. The transcript is spliced from 4 exons.